CUUUCUUUUCCUCUCAGACUCAGAGUUUCUUUGUUGUUGUCUCCAUUAAUGGCGUCAGAGAAAUCCAGCUCCAAGGGUCAAGCAUGGUUUUGUACGACUGGCUUACCUAGCGACAUUGAAAUCGAAGUUGAUGACAUGACAUUCCAUCUCCAUAAGUUUCCUCUCAUGUCCAAGAGCAGGAGACUUCACAGGUUGAUCACAGAGCAAGAGACUAGAUCUUGUUCCAUGGCUCUUACUGUAACGGACCCAAAAGUCAUACUAGAAGAUACUGACAAGAAAGGUAAAGGCCACGAAAUCGAGGAUGACGAUGAAGAAAAAGAAGAAGAGCAAGACAUGGAAGAAACUGGCUAUCCUCACAUCAAACUCGACGACUUUCCCGGGAGUUCAGAGAGCUUCGAAAUGGUUGCCAAGUUCUGCUAUGGCGUCAAGAUGGACCUCUCUGCUUCCACUGUUGUUCCUCUUCGUUGCGCCGCCCAACACCUGGAAAUGACGGAAGAGUAUUCUCCUGACAACUUAAUUUCCAAGACCGAGAGGUUUCUCUCUCAUUCCGUCUACAAGAGCUUACGAGAAUCCAUUAAAGCUCUCAAAGCGUGCGAGUCAGUCUCAGCUUUAUCCGAAUCACUUGGUAUUACUGAACAGUGCAUUGAGUCCAUCAUCUCCAGAGCUUCCUCAGCUGAUCCCUCACUGUUCGGAUGGCCUGUAAACGACGGCGGCGGAGGCCAAGGCGCCGAUCUGCAGCUUAUCCCCGGCGGCGCCACGAAAUCUCGAAAGAAACCGGGUGGAGAUUCGAGCAUGGAGCUGUGGUUUGAAGAUCUAUCGCAACUGAGCCUUCCGAUCUUCACAACAUUGAUCCUAUCAAUGAGAUCAAGAGAUCUGAGCUCCGAUAUCAUAGAGAGCUCUUUGAUUUGUUACGCUAAGAAGCACAUUCCCGGAAUUUUACGUUCUAACCGGAAACCGCCAUCGUCAUCUUCAACAGCAGUUUCAGAGAACCAACAGAGAGAACUCCUAGAGAUGAUAACCUCUAAUCUUCCAUUAGAUAAAAGCUCCAUCUCUUCGACCACGAGAUUCCUCUUUGGCUUAUUACGAACCGCCAUCAUCCUCAACGCCUCCGAGACUUGCCGUGAUCUGCUUGAGAGAAAGAUCGGAUCGCAGCUAGAGCGAGCCACGCUCGACGAUUUGCUUGUCCCGAGUUACUCAUACCUCAAUGAGACAUUGUACGAUGUCGAUUUGGUAGAGAGAAUCUUAGGUCACUUUCUCGACACCUUGGAACAAUCACACACCGCCAUAGUCGAAGCUGAUGGACGAUCACCGUCGCUAAUGCUCGUCGGGAAACUAAUCGAUGGAUUUCUCGCGGAGAUCGCAUCCGACGCUAAUCUCAAAUCGGAUAAAUUUUACAAUCUAGCCAUCUCACUCCCCGAUCAAGCUCGACUCUACGAUGACGGACUUUACAGAGCCGUCGACGUUUAUCUCAAGGCGCAUCCAUGGGUAUCGGAAACAGAGAGGGAGAAGAUAUGCGGCGUGAUGGAUUGUCAAAAACUGACGCUGGAAGCAUGCACACACGCCGCGCAAAACGAGCGGCUUCCGCUAAGAGCCGUCGUACAAGUCCUCUUCUUCGAGCAGUUACAGCUCCGGCACGCGAUCGCGGGGACGUUACUAGCGGCACAAUCGCCGUCUCCGUCACAGUCAACGGAGCCGCGAGCGUCAGCGACAGCAAUAAGGAAUCUAGCGAUAACGGAAGAGGAGACGAGGGGAGAGGGACAGGUGGUGGACGCAGGGAAAUGGAAGAAGACGGUGAGAGAGAAUCAGGUGCUUCGCUUGGAUAUGGAUACGAUGAGGACGCGUGUUCACCGGUUAGAGAGGGAGUGUUCGAACAUGAAGAAAGUGAUCGCGAAGAUUGAUAAAGAAGAAUCAUCACCGGGGACGACGAGGACUGAUCGGCCGAGAAGUUGGUCCAUAACGAAAAAACUGGGAUGUAAAUUCAAGACACAGGUCUGCGAUUCACACGAGGCCACGAUGGUUGAUCAUAGAUCACGACGUUCUUAAAUUGAGUACGAAAGCAUAUUAUUAUUGUGAUUCUUGGAGUUUAGUUUUUUUAUUUUAUUUUAUUAAAUCCUUCGUGAGAUUUCUCUCCACAAUCGUUUUUGACUUGUGGGUUUCGCUUUUAUGACUGAAAUAAACUCGAAAUAGUAAUUGACAA
Capsella rubella is the source of this 2197-nucleotide messenger RNA. Its product is annotated as BTB/POZ domain-containing protein At5g66560. Lineage: Eukaryota; Viridiplantae; Streptophyta; Magnoliopsida; Brassicales; Brassicaceae. The coding region runs from base 49 to 2043 and encodes 664 amino acids. The record is from RefSeq and is a predicted model, not a curated record. Gene Ontology annotation, molecular function: protein binding. The transcript has 4 exons.